AUGGCCUCCCCCUUCCCUCCUUGUCCUCCUAUCCCCAAGGCCAGUGGCCCUGUCAGCCUUAUCGUCCCUCCCACAGAAGACCGCGCCCACAAAUACUUGACGCUAGACAAUGGACUUGAAGUCAUCGUUGUCAGCGAUCCCAAAGCCGACAAGGCUGCGGCUAGUAUGGAUGUCGGGGUUGGCCAUUUGAGCGACCCCGAGGACCUGCCGGGUUGUGCGCACUUUUGCGAACAUCUUCUUUUCAUGGGCACCAAGACCCACCCUCAAGAAAACGCCUACUCUCAAUACCUUUCCUCCAACAACGGUAGCUCCAACGCUUGGACCGCCAUGACCUCUACCAACUACUUCUUCGAUGUCAGCCCCGAUGCUCUGGAAGGCGCCCUGGAACGAUUCGCCGGUUUCUUCGUGGAACCCCUUUUCAACGAAGAUUGUACCGAGAGAGAAAUCAAGGCGGUCGACUCUGAGCACAAGAAGAACUUGCAGAACGAUGUUUGGCGGUUCUACCAGCUCGAAAAGUCGCUUGCUAAGCCUGGCCACCCCUACGGCAAGUUCGGUACCGGCAACUACGAGUCACUGUGGUCAAUCCCCAAGGAGGCCGGCAGAGAUCCCCGGCGUCAGUUGAUCGAGUGGUGGGAGAAAGAGUACUGUGCCAGGAGAAUGAAGUUCGUGGUGGCGGGCAAGGAGGACGUCGAGACGCUGGCCAAGUGGGUGAAAGAGAAGUUUGCGGGUAUCCCCGUUAGAACGGAGGGCAAGCCUGAGGUUGGACGAGAUGGUCAGCGAGUUGUCUUCGAGGACAGCCCCUUUGGUCCCGAGCAGCUCCAGAACUUUACCUUUGCCAAGCCUGUGCGAGACAUCCGAGGCUUGGAGAUGGUGUUCCCCUUCCCCGACACUGAGCAUUUGUAUGAGUCUAGACCCACACAUUUCCUCGCCCACUUCCUCGGUCACGAAGGCCGCGGUUCCGUCCUCUCCUACUUGAAGAAGCAAGGAUGGGUCAACACCCUCCGAGCUGGUGACUACCACGACGCCUCCGGUUUCUCCCUUUUCAAGGUCGCCGUCGACCUCACUCCCGAGGGUCUCCAGCACUACGACGAUGUCGCCAAGGCGAUCUUCAAAUACAUCUCUCUCCUUCGCUCUCAGCCUCCCUCCCGACUCGCCUUCGACGAGAUCAAGGCUAUCGCCGACAUCUCUUUCCGCUUCGCCGAACAAGGCAAGACAUCGCACUACUGCACCAACCUCUCCUCUUGGCUUCAGUCUCCUGUGCCGAGAGAGAAGAUUGUGAGCAGCAAGUGGCUGGUUGAGGAGUACAAGGAGGACGAGUUGUCUUCAGCUUUGCAGCUCUUGGACCCUAGGCGAGCAAACAUUGGUGUUACUUGCAAGGAAUUGCCCAAGAGUGUUCAAGGUUCAUUCGAUCAGAAGGAGGAGAUCUACGGUACAGAGUACAAGAGGGUCAAGUUCAGCGAGGAAUUCCUGAGAGAAACUACCGCUGGUGCUCCCAUCCCCGAGCUCGCCCUCCCUGGUCCCAACCUCUUCAUCCCCAAGAAGUUUGACGUUGAGAAAUUCGAAGUCGCCGAACCCGCCAAGCGACCUGCCAUCCUGCGGGACACUCCCCUUUCCCGACUGUGGUACAAACGCGACGACCGAUUCUGGCUUCCCAAAGCCAAUCUCGAGAUCAUGCUCCACAGCCCCAUCCUUAACGUCACUCCCCGUAAUGCCGUCCUCUCUCGACUCUUCUGUGACUUGUUCUCAGACGCCAUCACUGAAGACGUCUACGACGCCGACCUUGCCGAGCUCAGUUUCGGCCUUUGGAACACGAGCCAGUGGAUCUCCAUCUCUGCCGGCGGUUUCAGCGACAAGCUCGCCGUCUUGACCGAGACCAUGCUGGACAAGUUUGUCAACUUCCAGGUCGACCCUAAGAGGUUCGAGGAAAUUCAGGAAGCUACCAGGUUGUACUGGAAGAACUUUGCUUUGAGCGACCCGUACAAGAUCGGCAGGUUCUGGGACUCUUAUGCUACGCAUGAGGUCAUGUGGACGCAGGAGGAGAAGCUGAGAGAGUUGGAGUACAUUACUGUGGCGGAUGUCCAGGCGUUCGGUAAAGAGAUGUCGGCUCGACUGCAUAUCGAGACCCUUGUCCAUGGCAACACUUCGCCAGAAGGUGCCAAAGAGAUUCAAGAUAUGCUCGAGCGAGUGCUCAGCCCGCGACAGCUUACUGCUACCGAGUUGAAGGCUACCAGGUCUCUUGUCCUUCCUGCUUCUACGGAGCACGUCUGGGAGAUCCCGGUGCCCAACAAGUCGGAAGUCAACGGCGCCGUCAUCUACCAAUGUCACGUCGGCGAUCCCUCCGACGUCACUCUCCGCAACCACCUCUCCCUGUUCUCGCAGAUCGCCUCCGAGCCCUGUUUCGACACUCUGCGAACCAAGCAGCAGCUCGGUUACAUUGUGUCUGGACAUGCCUCGCAGUCGAGCGGUGCCAUGGGUUACUCUGUCCUCGUUCAGAGUGAGAGGGACCCGAUCUUUGUGGAGACGAGGAUCGAGGCGUUCCUGGAUGGCUUGAAGGAGACUUUGGAGGGAAUGAGCGACGAGGAGUUUGAGAAGCACAGGCAGAGUUUGAUCGCAAAGAAGGAAGAGAGGCCCAAGAACCUCAAUGAAGAGAGCACGAGGUUCUGGGGCAGGAUUUCUGACAGGUACUACGAGUUUGCCAGGCGCGAGAACGAUGUGGCUGUCCUCAAGAAGGCGACCAAGCAAGACGUACUGAACGUCCUUUUGAACUACAUCCACACUUCAUCCUCCACCCGAGCCAAGCUCUCCAUCCACCUCCGAUCCCAAUACAAGGGCGUCAAAUUCGACAUUGCCGCCGCCGCCCCUCUUGUCGAGGCUUUCACCAAGGCCGGUAUCGCCGUCGACCCCGCUGCGAUCCAGACUCUUCUCACCAACAACCCAACAUUGCAACAAGUCAAGGACUUUGGUGUGGCUGCGAUUGAAGGCGCGGCGAAUGUUGCGGAGGAGGUCAAGGGGCAGCUGAAGAGUGUUGUAGAUGCGCUCAAGGGCAGCGAGGAGGCUACCGAGGAGCAAACGGAGGAGGUGAAGCUGAGACCCGGAAACGUGUAUAUCGAGAACAUUGAAGAGUUCAAGGCGAGGCUUGUGCCGAGUAAGGCUGCUGUACCGGUGGAGCCUUUGCGUCAGUUGGUGGCGAAGUUGUAG
Cryptococcus wingfieldii CBS 7118 is the source of this 3198-nucleotide messenger RNA. RefSeq names its product insulysin. Gene Ontology annotation, biological process: peptide catabolic process. Gene Ontology annotation, molecular function: metalloendopeptidase activity; metal ion binding. The record is from RefSeq and is a predicted model, not a curated record. The transcript is spliced from 5 exons. Gene Ontology annotation, cellular component: cytosol; mitochondrion. Bases 1 to 3198 code for a protein of 1065 amino acids. NCBI's taxonomy places the organism in Eukaryota, Fungi, Basidiomycota, Tremellomycetes, Tremellales, Cryptococcaceae.